Messenger RNA from Salvia hispanica, 969 nucleotides. Its product is annotated as mediator of RNA polymerase II transcription subunit 7a-like. Gene Ontology annotation, biological process: regulation of transcription by RNA polymerase II. Gene Ontology annotation, molecular function: transcription coregulator activity. NCBI's taxonomy places the organism in Eukaryota, Viridiplantae, Streptophyta, Magnoliopsida, Lamiales, Lamiaceae. Gene Ontology annotation, cellular component: mediator complex; core mediator complex. The record is from RefSeq and is a predicted model, not a curated record.
AAUCAAAAUGACCGUUUAAAUUAUGAACAAACAACUUUGUGAAAAAUGAAUUGUUCGUUCAUAGUAGUAGUACUAUUUUAAAUUUGAAUUGGCAUGUGAAAAAUUCUCUCUCCACUAAUUGCUGCCUUGAUCUCCAAUUAUCCCAUGGCGACGGCCACUUAUCCGCCGCCGCCGCCGUAUUACAGGCUCUACAAAAACUACACCGACGACCCCGAUUCCUGCCCCGCGCCGCCGCCUCCUAUUGAAGGCCCCUACUCCCUCUAUGGCGCCAGCUACACGACGGAUGACGUCCUUCCAGGUCUAGAAGAACAGGGCGUUCGUCAGUUAUACCCUAAGGGGCCCAAUAUUGAUUUCAAGAAAGAGCUCAGGUCUCUUAACAGGGAAUUGCAGUUAAAUAUUUUGGAGCUUGCUGAUGUUCUUGUAGAGCGUCCAUCGCAGUAUGCUAGGAGAGUAGAAGACAUCUCUUUAAUUUUCAAGAAUUUAUAUCACCUUCUGAAUUCUCUGCGUCCGCACCAGGCUAGAGCAACAUUGAUACAUAUCCUAGAACUGCAGAUACAGCGGCGUAAACAAGCUGUUGAGGACAUUAAAAGGAGAAGAGAAGAAGCACAAAGGCUUCUAACAGAGGCGCUUGGAACUCUCGAUGGACAAUGAAAGAUCAACUCAUGUCUUCAUGAUACGUUAUGCUUCUGAGUGCUAAACAAAUAAAGUAAUUCAGCAAAUGGGGCGACUUUGAAGACACUGUUGCAUUUGGAGCGUGCUUAUUUGAUAAUGUAGAAUCUGGGUACAAUACAUUGAAUUGAAAGAUACUUGUCUGAGUAGCCUACUCCUUGAAAUGUAUAGGGCAAAAUACUCAUCUACUUAUUGUGUCAGUACUUAUGUUCCUCCCCCUGAUGGUGUUUGUCGUUGGUGAUUAGUCUUGAUAAAUGAAAAUUAUUUAGGAUAAUCUAUUGAAAUUAACGAUCUUCUCGA